This is a messenger RNA of Spinacia oleracea (spinach), 1194 nucleotides long. RefSeq lists its product as uncharacterized. The record is from RefSeq and is a predicted model, not a curated record. Bases 1 to 1194 code for a protein of 397 amino acids. Gene Ontology annotation, molecular function: zinc ion binding; nucleic acid binding. NCBI's taxonomy places the organism in Eukaryota, Viridiplantae, Streptophyta, Magnoliopsida, Caryophyllales, Amaranthaceae. The transcript has a single exon.
AUGGGGGCUGUGUUUUUCAUGCGGGAAAAUAUUGAUAUGCUGUGUUUUUCAUGCGGGAAAAUAGGUCACGUUAAGCAAUUUUGUAAUCUCGGAAGUACUUGUUUUCCAGAUAAGAAUAAUGAGACCGACAAUAAUAGUCAUAUUAAGGAAAAUACGGUUCAGCCAAAUUCUAAUGCUAAUCCAAAUAUAGAAACCAUAAAUAAUAAGGGGGAGGAUUUUGGGGAUAAUCAAGAUUAUGGCCCAUGGACAAUAGUUACGAAUAAACGGAGUAAUUAUCAUAGUAAGCAUAAACUGGAUAAUUCCAGAGGAAGAAACCCAGGAGCAGCCUUUAAUAACGCUAGAAUAAAUGACUAUGGAAAAAAUAAAUCUGUGACUUUUAAUGGCUCGAAAAACUUUUCGGGCAUUGUUCACCAACAUGGGAAAGACAAUCUCUUGGUUCCUUCUGCCCAAUCAAAGAAAUCCACUCAACAUUCAGAAGAGCAACAGCAUCUUAAUAAUAAUGAACAAAAUAUUUUACCCACCUCCCCAAGGAAAGUAGCUGAACAGAGUAAAGAUAUUGAUCAACACGUGGAUCAAUUCUCAAAGCAAAUGGAAGCAUCUCCAUUGGAGGACGACAUUUUAAACCCUUCAACUCCCUCAGCUGCUUCUCUAUUAAAUACAGUUCUGAGUGGGCAAGGAAAUUCCAAUCUCUCUCCUCCUUUUCCAUCUUUUAAUUCGUCUUCUUCUUCCAUUCCUCCCUUUCCUUCUGCUUCUUCACCUUCACCUUCUAGUUACUGUUCUCCCAAUGGAUCCAAACCAAACCCCCAAAUCGACAUGCAUGGAAUUAAAUCAACUACCAAUAACCACCUAUCAGAGACGGCCGACCGAUCAACGGAAGAGGAAAGAUUAUGGUCAAACACCGGUCACUACCCCACCGAGAUUGCCGGACGAUCCGUGGGAAAUGAAUCCACCACGAACUCUCAAUCUUUUUCCAGCUUAUCCAGACACUGCAUGCAAGAUAACCAAGGGUCAGAAAUCAACCUGGGAGGAGCUGAGGAACAGCAUCACAACUCUCAAUUCGCUGAAGUAUCAGGGAGAAUCAUCAACGACCCUCAACCUCAGCAUCUCAGUGGACCCUCACUCUCCAAUUUCGGUGGGACCAAGUGUAACACCCCCAAUUUCCAUACCUGUUUAGGUCUUAUAGCGGAAGCAUAA